Myotis lucifugus (little brown bat) is the source of this 1141-nucleotide messenger RNA. RefSeq names its product spermatogenesis associated 25 (gene SPATA25). The coding region runs from base 436 to 1122 and encodes 228 amino acids. Lineage: Eukaryota; Metazoa; Chordata; Mammalia; Chiroptera; Vespertilionidae. The record is from RefSeq and is a predicted model, not a curated record. The transcript has 2 exons. Gene Ontology annotation, biological process: spermatogenesis.
CUGAAGCCCAGAGGUCAUACAGGAAAUGAAUCGAUGCAGAGAAUCCCUUCUCUCACACUACAGCCACUAGACUCCAUCAUUUGUAUCCCUGGUCAUUUGGUUCCAUACAAAUGGUCUCAUUUAGUUCUCACAACUUCUGGUGAGGUAGUGGGCAGUCAUUACCCGCACUGUACCGAUGAGGAUAUCAAGGAACAAAACUGUCCAGGAGACUCGCCCAAGGUAAAGGCAAGAACCUAGAAUGCUCAGAUCCUGGUUUAGUGCUCCUUUAACCCCAUCCCAUUGUCUUACAGAGGUUCUAGAAUGAACAGGUCAAUGUUGUGAGGUAGAUUCCAGGUACAGAAGGGAGGGACUAUGAGGUGACAUUCUAGAAGGGUGGGGAGGGGAGGGGAGAGGGCAGAGGACUAUUUCCUCACAAACAGGCGCUUUGGGGUAGCCAUGUCCUAUUUCAUGUCUCCACAAACUCAUCUAGGUCUUCUGCCUUCCGGCCAAGGUGAGACUGCUUCUAGAGGCUCAUCUCUUGGCCCCUAUAGUCCUGUAGAGCCAGUGGUGGUGGCCUCUGGUGGACGAGGCCAACUGAACCAGAAAACUGAGCAGGUGGUACCUGCUGUCCAGGCCUGGGGCCCAACUCUGGCAGUGCCGGAAGCCAGGGGCUGCCCUGGGGGGCCUAGCUGGGAGACACUGCGGCAGAAGGAGUACGGCCGAUACUGCCACAAGUUCCCCCAUGUGAAGCAGCCUGAGAGCUUGGGCUGGGAGGAUGGCUGCUCCAGAAGCAGAGCUCCCCACCUGGGUGGCUCCAGCAGGCCUGGGCCCCUACUACUGUGCGGGCUAUCACCAGGAGUUGUGCCGAAGCCCUCUGAGGCAGGGGGAAAGGAGGCCGGCUCCCAGCCCGACAUCUGCAUCCUUACCCUGGCCAUGAUGAUUGCUGGCAUCCCCACCGUGCCGGUCCCAGGCCUGCGGGAAGAGGACCUAAUCCGGGCGGCUCAAGCUUUCAUGAUGGCCCAUCCAGAGCCAGAGGGGGCUGUGGAGGGGGUGCAGUGGGGGCAGGUGCAUGCCCGCACAGCCUCUGGGCACAUGCCCCUAGUGAGAUCCAGGAGGGGCCAGCCUCCUGGCUCCUGCUUGUAGCUGAUGAAAUAGCGUCAGA